AUUGGAAACCACGCAGCACAGAGGAAGCUCAGCAUCAUCCCUUUUUUUUUUUAACAAACCCUUUGAACAUGAACUGGCGUGUUAUCAUUUGUCCUCCCGGCCUGUGGAGAAGCAGCAGCAUUCAUGAAAGGUUCCUGACAGAAGACGAGCUUUUGACUGAGGGAUUUUUCUUCUCUUCAUGAGGAAAACCAACGUUUUGACAGAAGCUCCUGAUUUGGUGUGCUGCUUCCUGCUGCUGCUGACAUGGGAGAAGAAACGCCGCUGCUGCCCAAAGCACCAUGUGACUCCAAGAUCAACAACUCCAAACUCUUCCUGGCCGUCUUUGCGGCCGUCUUGGGGAACUUUAACUUUGGUUACUCCCUGGUCUACUCGUCCCCGGUCCUGCCAAAGCUGAAGAGCCCAGAUGUGGACCCCCGGCUCAGGAUGGGCACAUAUGAGGCCUCCUGGUUCGGCUCCAUCUACUCCCUGGGUGCAGCUGCUGGAGGGCUGGGGGCCAUGCUGCUCAACGACUUGAUCGGACGGAAGCUGACUAUCAUGAUGUCGGCGAUUCCUUCAACUAUUGGAUACAUGCUGAUGGGAGGAGCUGUGGACUUGUGGAUGCUCCUGUUGGGACGUUUCCUCACUGGCAUCGCUGGGGGCAUGACUGCAGCGUCCAUCCCUGUUUAUAUCUCUGAGAUCUCCCACAAAUCAGUGAGAGGAGCGCUGGGCUCCUGCCCUCAGAUCACUGCUGUGUUUGGGGCCCUGGCACUCUAUGCUCUCAGUCUGGUGGUGCCUUGGCGUUGGCUGGCCGUGGCGGGGGAGCUGCCUGCUGUGUUGAUGGUUGUGCUGCUGGUGUUCAUGCCCCGCUCCCCCAGGAGGCUCCUCUCUCUGGGCAGAGAGCAGCAGGCUGAGAAGGCCCUCCGCUGGCUGAGGGGGAAAGACUACAACACACAAAUCGAGCUCAAAGCCAUUCAGGACAGCAUCAACACACGGGGGAAAGUCACAUGGUCUGACCUGGCAACACCGGUCUUCUACAAACCAAUCACCAUCGCUGUGGUGAUGCGUUUCCUGCAGCAGAUGACGGGCAUCACACCCGUCCUGGUCUACCUGGAGUUCAUCUUUUCAAAGCACAAAGUCUCCCUGGAGCCAAAGUUUGAUGCCGCCAUCGUGGGCGCAGUCCGCCUCCUCUCUGUUGUCGUGGCAGCCAGUUUGAUGGACAGGGCGGGUCGUAAAGCCCUGCUGUACACGUCCAGCAUGCUGAUGUUCCUGUCCACCCUGACUCUCACCAUGAUCUCCCACAACGCAGACUGCCCUCCAGGUCCCACCCCUCCUAACAUCACCAUCCCUUUGGACUACAGCUCCCAUAAUGCUGUUGGAGAAACCGCAGCAGGCCUCCUGCCUCUCAUCAGCAUCAUGGUGUUCAUAUUUGGAUACGCCAUGGGAUGGGGCCCAAUCACAUGGUUGCUGAUGUCAGAGGUGUUGCCGCUUGCUGCCAGGGGCGUGGCCUCAGGUCUGUGUGUCACUGUGAGCUGGCUGACGGCCUUCCUGCUCACCCAAGUGUUCACACACCUGGUGGACAGGUACGGCCUGUAUGUGCCCUACCUGUGGUUUAUGGUGGUGUGUGUAUUCUGUCUGCUGUUCAACGCCGUGUGCAUACCAGAGACUCGGGGUCGCUCGCUGGAGGAAAUCGAGAACUAUUUCAGGACAGGGCUGACGUUCAGCAUCAGAAGGAGUCGUUCCAACACACAGACGAGAUAAAGAUUCAUUUCCCAAGAUGCAUCUCUGACACAGUUUUAUAAACUAAUAUUAAUAUAUAGAGGCUGAGGACAGAGAGUGUGUGUCAUACAGAAUGUGAGGAUACAAGAGAACACAACUACUCGAGCAGCAGGUCACACUUCUACAUCUAAAGCCUGGUUUAUACUUCUGCACCGAAUCAACACUGCAGCCCACAACAUAGGUCCACACACGUAGCCUGACAUUCACCUCCCCUUGACACGCCCAUAAGACCUGUGAUUGGUCCGCUGAGCAGCAUCGUAUUUCCUAUGUUUACAACAUUUCUGGAUUUACUGUAAAUUUACCGUAAAUCAUCUAUAAAUCGGCCGUACAUCGACAGUAUAUCAACCGUAAAUCCACUAUAACUCAACGGUACAUUGCAUGUCCGCUGGUCUGCUGAGGAGCAUCAUAUAUCCUACAUUUACACGUUUCUGUUAUCGAAUGUAAAUGGACAGUAACUCGACUGUAAAUUGACCAUAAAUCGACCGUAAAUCGACCGUAAAUCGACCAUAAAUGGACAGUAACUCGACCGUAAAUGGACAGUAACUCGACCGUAACUCAACCGUAAAUGGACAGUAACUCGACCGUAACUCGACCGUAAAUGGACAGUAACUCGACCGUAAAUGGACAGUAACUCGACCGUAACUCGACCGUAAAUGGACAGUAACUCGACCGUAAAUGGACAGUAACUCGACCGUAAAUGGACAGUAACUCCACCGUAAAUGGACAGUAACUCCACCGUAAAUGGACAGUAACUCCACCGUAAAUGGACAGUAACUCGACCGUAAAUGGACAGUAACUCGACCGUAACUCGACCGUAAAUGGACAGUAACUGGACCGUAACUCAACCGUUACUCGACCGUAAAUGGACAGUAACUCGACCGUAAAUGGACAGUAACUCGACCGUAACUCGACCGUAAAUGGACAGUAACUCGACAGUAACUCCACCGUAAAUGGACAGUAACUCGACCGUAAAUGGACAGUAACUCCACCGUAAAUGGACAGUAACUCCACCGUAAAUGGACAGUAACUCCACCGUAAAUGGACAGUAACUCCACCGUAAAUGGACAGUAACUCCACCGUAAAUGGACAGUAACUCCACCGUAAAUGGACAGUAACUCCACCGUAACUCGACCGUAAAUGGACAGUAACUCCACCGUAAAUGGACAGUAACUCCACCGUAAAUGGACAGUAACUCGACCGUAAAUGGACAGUAACUCCACCGUAAAUGGACAGUAACUCCACCGUAAAUGGACAGUAACUCCACCGUAACUUGACCGUAAAUGGACAGUAACUCGACCGUAAAUGGACAGUAACUCGACCGUAAAUGGACAGUAACUCGACCGUAACUCGACCGUAAAUGGACAGUAACUCCACCGUAAAUGGACAGUAACUCCACCGUAAAUGGACAGUAACCCGACCGUAACUCAACCGUUACUCCACCGUAAAUCGAACGUAAAUCAAACGUAAAUGGACAGUAACUUGACCAUUAAUUGACCAUAAAUUGACCAUAAAUGGACAGUAACUUGACCGUAAAUUGCAUAUCCACUGGUCCACUGAGCAGCAUUGUAUUUCCUACAUUUACAACAUUUCUGUAAUCACCGUACAUUGACCACAUUUCGGUCAGAAUUCUAUAUAAUAAUUGCUGAAUGAUCAGUGGCAACAUUUAUCAGCUUCCUGUUAACAUAAUAUGCUCAGAGUUGAAAUAAUUAUCUGUGGAUGAGCAAGCAGGUGAUCUGAAACAGGCGAUCUGAAACAGGCGAUCUGAAACAGGCGAUCUGAAACAGGCGAUCUGAAACAGGCAAUCUGAAACAGGCGAUCUGAAACAGGCGAUCUGAAAUAGGCGAUCUGCCUCAGAGUGUUUAGGCGGAGUAUUAGUGAUGAAGACCGUGUUGUCCUUGUAGAGUCAACCAGGAAGUAUAAACCAGGCUUCAGUAAUAAUAAUCUAACAAAUAAUCCAUCUUUUAAAUGUUUUAAAUGUUUCUUUUAUGUCUCCAAACUGACGGCAUGUCCUGAGUCUGCAGUCACAGUAAUUACACUCGUUGCUUAAUCACACUUCUUUUUUGUAGUCCCUGUAAUUGGCUUUAAUUCUGCCACAGUUAUAUAACACAUUCCCUUCUAUUCAUAGGUGAGGUAAGACCACAAACCUCAAUCACAGAUUUGGACUGGUUAUGUUCCUGGUAUGAACCUCUUUGCCAAGUAUCUGAGGGCAGGCACAAUAAUAUAGUCCUCUGUUUGAGCUUUACUCUCUUUGAUUGGACAGAAAGACGUCUCAGGUCACUGGUUGCUGCCUGACAAUCAGUGAGCGUAGACUGUGUGUGUUAAAAGAGAUCAAUGUAACUUUGUAUUCAUAUGUUUCACCUGCUUGAAGACUGAUUUGACUGAGUUUCUGUGCUAACUGAUUGAACACUUUGUGAGGUAUGUUACCUUUAAAGGCGUGAAAACAAAGUAAUUACAAAUAAUGAUGUGACAGAAUCUGAUUAUUUGAAUCUUAUCACACUGCUCUGGAUCGUUUGACAGCAAAACCUCACUUUCAAUCCAGACCUGCAUGCACUUUAUGAACCUGAGACAAAAACCAUGAAACUGUUUUGUCUGAUGAACAAAUGGUUACCAUCCGUCUGUGAAAACAAGCGGCUGACCGUCCCCUAUGGGCGUAGACAACAGGACAGGAAGUGAUGCUGCUCAGCAGGACAGGUCACAUGCCACAGCGAGCACUCAGCGUUUAAUCUGAGGCUGACUCACAACAAGAGGAGCAAAUCACUGACACCAAACCCUCACUGCUCCUAUCACAAAGGAACAGAUGAUUUAUAAUUGAAUGUGCAAUAAACUGGAUGCUGAACAUG
This is a messenger RNA of Notolabrus celidotus (New Zealand spotty), 4595 nucleotides long. It is a transcript of the gene slc2a6, whose product is annotated as solute carrier family 2 member 6. Gene Ontology annotation, biological process: transmembrane transport. Lineage: Eukaryota; Metazoa; Chordata; Actinopteri; Labriformes; Labridae. Gene Ontology annotation, molecular function: transmembrane transporter activity. The coding region runs from base 244 to 1737 and encodes 497 amino acids. Gene Ontology annotation, cellular component: membrane. The record is from RefSeq and is a predicted model, not a curated record. The transcript has 8 exons.